CUUUUCUUUUUUUUCUCUUUCUUUUUAGACAGCCGUAAGCAAUAGUAUCCGUUCGUAGCCACACACAGUGCCCGGCGGCAGUAUACAUAGGAGUGGGCGCGUUGCUAGGGCGCAAAUCAUGUCUUGGCUAUAUUAUUUCUCCGUUGUGUUACUUAUAUAUACCUCUGUACGCACGAUUCACUUGUCACGCAUAUCUGAGCUCAACAAAUUCGCUAUGUAACGAUUCUCUAAAACGAUUCGCAGUUAGGUGCAGCAACCAUCAUGGUGAUGUACCUGAUAAUGGCGCCCACCAUCACGUAUCAGUGGUACGCGCGCGUGGCGUUCCUGCUCGCCUUCACCUACAGCCUCAACAAUGUACUCAUCAUCAUCUCUGGUGUGGCAUCGCCCUUCACACAGCUAUAUCUUCCGGAAACGCUUUUCUACUCGCUGUACCACUGCAUGGCCGGCCUUCUGUACGUGGUCGGAGGCGCCAUACUCCAUAAUGUGCACAAGCACGACGGCCUAGCUCUCAGGUUCCCUGCCGGGGUUGUUCUGACUGGCGUUGGAGUGAUUCAUUGCUUCCACAGUCUUGUCAACUUCAUCAAAUGA
Molecule: messenger RNA, 588 nt
Organism: Rhipicephalus sanguineus (brown dog tick)
Lineage: Eukaryota; Metazoa; Arthropoda; Arachnida; Ixodida; Ixodidae
Exons: 3
Coding region: 262-588 (108 amino acids)
Source: RefSeq, a predicted model, not a curated record